Rhizophagus irregularis DAOM 181602=DAOM 197198 is the source of this 365-nucleotide messenger RNA. Lineage: Eukaryota; Fungi; Glomeromycota; Glomeromycetes; Glomerales; Glomeraceae. The record is from RefSeq and is a predicted model, not a curated record.
UAGUCCUAGUGUUUAAAUAAUUUAUAUAAAAAUACAUCAUGUGUAAUAAUAGUAUUACAUAGAAGAUAGCAUUUUUCAUGAUUAUUUAUCUAUAUUAUCCGGAAGUUCCAAUUCGUCUUGUUCUUUCGAAUGAAGAUUUGGAUUAUUAUGUAUUUCAUCAUCAUCAAUAUCAUCAUGAUAUUUUUUUAUUUGUUAUUGCAUUGUUUCUUGAAUAUCAUUUUUUGAAUUCCCUUUUAAUGAUUAAUUUAGAUUACCAACUUUGAAAAUACUAUUUUUUUUUGAACUAUUCUUCUGAUUAUUCAACUUAUCAAAAUCAUCAAUGUUAUUGGGAAUAUGAAAGUUGUAUGAUUUAUUACUGUGAAAUG